AUGUGUCCAUCACUACUACUGCAAGUCAAUGCGAAAACUGAAGAGGAAGAGAUAGAUUUAGAGAGUGGGCUAAAAUCUGAGUGGGAGACGCUGCAGAUGACCAAUUAUGAGAAUAACACUGCAUUACAUGAGGCUGUGCGACAUAAACGCUUCCAUGUGGUAAAAAUAUUAACAGAGAAAGGAGACCCUGAUUUUCAUUAUUCGGCUCAUAAUUUGGGGGAAACUCCACUCUAUCUUGCUGCCGCCAGAGGAUAUAAGGAUGACAGUAUGGUGAUACAAAUAUUAGAAAGAUGCACGUCAGCAGCCCAUGAAGGACCCAAUGGAAAGACGGCUCUGCAUGCGGCAGCCAUCGCCUGUAGUUCAAGUACAGUAGAAAAGAUAUUAGAGAAAAAGAAGAGCUUGAUAAAAGUCACCGAUCAACAUGGAUGGACUCCACUUCAUUAUGCUGCAUAUUAUGGUAACGAUGUGGUAGAGUUGUUAUUAAAAGGUGAUAGAUCUACUGCCUACAUUGGUGACAAAGAUCGGAGGAUGACACCACUUCAUAUGGCAGCUGGCCGAGGGAAUCUAAAAGCAAUGAAAACAAUUAUUUCCAAUUGUCCAGAAUGUUACGAAUUGGAGGAUAAUAGAGGUUGGAAUGUUCUUCACUUUGCCAUGCUGGGUUUAGAUGAAGAGGAUUUGAAACAUCUUCUGAGAGAGAGUUCAUUAAUAAGGAGUCUUANAAAUGCAGUAGAACAGAUGUUAGAGAAAAAGAAGAGCUUGACAAAAGUCACUGAUCAACAUGGAUGGACUCCACUUCAUUAUGCUGCAUAUUAUCGUCGCCGAUGGGAAAGCUCUCAUGUGGUAGAAUUGUUAUUAAAAUGUGAUAGAUCUACUGCCUACAUUGGUGACAAAGAUCGGAGGAUGACACCACUUCAUAUGGCAGCUAGCCAAGGGCAUGAAGAAGCAAUUAAUAGUAUUAUUUUCAAUUGUCCAGAUUGUUACGAAUUGGAGGAUGAUAGAGGUUGGAAUGUUCUUCACUUUGCCAUGCUUAGUUUAAAUAAAAAGGAUUUGAAACAUCUUCUGAGAGAGUGUUCAUUAAUAAGGAGUCUUAUAAAUAAGAAAGAUGCAAAAGGUAACACUCCGUGUCAUAUCGGGGUAGUUGCCCGUCGAUAUUUCGUGUGUGGAUGGGGCGACCGGAAGGCUGUCAACAACGAAAAUGUCAGUGUGCUAUACAUAUUAAUGUACGGCUACUCUGAGCUAAAGAAAGAAAUUCAAGAAUUGUCCAAAGAUGUUGGUAAAGGAAAUCAAUAUCCGAAUGGUGUAAUCCACAUUAGAAAAGGAACAAAAAUUGAGGAUUUAUCUGCAGAAGACGACAAGGAAACAAAAGCAUCACAUUUGGUAGUGGCUACACUCAUAGCAACUGUAACCUUUGCUGCGGCUUUCACCUUUCCUGGUGGUUAUAAUAGUGAUAAUGGACUAAACCAAGGCACCGCAAUUUUAGGUAGAAAUUCAGCUUUUCAAGCGUUUAUAAUAACGGAUACAAUUGCCAUGACCCUCUCCCUCUCUGCUGUUUUUAUCCAUCUUUUUUUGUCCUUUAAAGGUAUCCAUAAGUCGGAGGACCUGUUCCGUAGAUUGUUGGGUAUUGCCUUGAUUCUCACCAUUUUUGCCAUGGGAGCAAUGGUAAUUGCAUUUAUUACAGGCACAUAUGCAGUGUUAGCACCUUCUUUAGGGCUGGCCAUUACCACUUGUUUCAUUGGCUUGAUCUUCUUCCUUCUAGUGUUUUUCGUACUAAGAUCAAUCUUUAGAAAGUACAAAUGA
Molecule: messenger RNA, 1797 nt
Organism: Pistacia vera
Lineage: Eukaryota; Viridiplantae; Streptophyta; Magnoliopsida; Sapindales; Anacardiaceae
Product: protein ACCELERATED CELL DEATH 6-like
Exons: 4
Coding region: 1-1797 (598 amino acids)
Cellular component (GO): plasma membrane
Molecular function (GO): protein phosphatase 1 binding; protein phosphatase regulator activity
Source: RefSeq, a predicted model, not a curated record